Molecule: messenger RNA, 1281 nt
Organism: Sphenostylis stenocarpa
Lineage: Eukaryota; Viridiplantae; Streptophyta; Magnoliopsida; Fabales; Fabaceae
Source: the annotation of a GenBank genome assembly
AUGGGUUCUGUGGCCUAUUCUUGUUUUGCUCCUCUUAAGCAUCACCACCUUCUUCUUCUUGGUUUCUUCUUGGUCCUCCUUCUGCAAACGGUUGAGGUUGGAUCCAGCACCCUAAACUACACAACUGAUAGGAAAGUCAACAGCUUGAGGCUCCAAAGGAUACAGAGACACUUGGACAACAUCAACAAGACCCCUGUCCUCACCAUACAGAGUCCAGACGGUGAUCUCAUAGAUUGUGUCCACAAAAGAAAGCAACCCGCUUUAGAUCACCCCCUUUUGAAGAAUCACAAGAUCCAGAGAGUACCAAGUGAAAUGCCAAAGGGUAUGAAGGUGAAGGGUGGAAUGGGGAUGGGAAUGCAAAAAUGGCAUCAAAAUGGGACCUUCUGUCCAAAAGGAACUGUUCCGAUACGGCGGAGCACCGUGCAUGACGUGUUGAGAGCAAAGUCUUUGUUUGACUUUGGGAAGAAACGACGACGCUUUUCUCUAGCACGCAGCGACGCCCCCGAUGUAGUUACGGGCAAUGGUCAUGAGCAUGCAAUCGCAUACACUGGAUCAGCGGAGGAGGUGUACGGGGCAAAGGCAACGAUAAAUGUGUGGGAACCUUCAAUCCAAGUAGUCAACGAAUUCAGUCUCUCUCAGAUUUGGAUUCUUUCUGGUUCCUUUGAUGGCUCAGAUCUCAACAGCAUUGAAGCUGGAUGGCAGGUCAGUCCGGAGCUUUAUGGUGACACCAGACCCAGAUUAUUCACUUACUGGACGAGUGACUCGUAUCAAACAACCGGAUGCUAUAACCUUCUUUGUGCUGGUUUUGUGCAAACAAACAGCAGAAUAGCCAUUGGAGCUGCCAUUUCCCCCAUCUCAUCAUGUGAUGCUAACCAAUACGACAUCACCAUCCUCAUUUGGAAGGACCCAAAAAUAGGGAAUUGGUGGAUGAGUUUUGGUGAUGGGACGUUGGUGGGGUAUUGGCCAGAAGAGUUAUUCACACACUUGGCCGCACAUGCGACCAUGGUGGAGUGGGGUGGCGAAGUGGUGAACACUCGUGCCAAUGGGCAACACACCUCCACCCAAAUGGGAUCUGGGCACUUUGCUGGAGAUGGUUUUGGAAAAGCAAGCUAUUUUCGUAACCUUGAGAUUGUAGACACCGACAAUAGUCUUAGCUCGGUGCACAACAUCUUAACCCUAGCUGAGAACACCAAUUGUUAUGACAUCAAGAGCUCCUAUAGCAACGAAUGGGGCACAUACUUUUACUAUGGUGGCCCAGGCAACAAUCCUCAGUGCCCAUGA